GUCACAGUAAACAAACAUGGCAGACUUACUCAUCAAGAAACUGACAGCUGAGGAUUUUAACGCCGAAAGAUAUGUGCAGGACCUCAGCCAGAGCAGUGUUGGGGGGCUGGAGUUACAGCAGCAGAGGCAGAAGAUCCAGCACCUGGCCGAGGACACCAACGCCCAACUCAAGAAAAAUGUGUAUAUGAACUAUAUGCAGUUUAUUGACACAGCUAAGGAAAUAUCAUGUAAGGAGUUUGAUUUGUGGAUCUGAUUUUUUUUUUUUUUUUUAUUCUGUAUG
This is a messenger RNA of Penaeus monodon (black tiger shrimp), 280 nucleotides long. Its product is annotated as exocyst complex component 8-like. Bases 17 to 253 code for a protein of 78 amino acids. Gene Ontology annotation, biological process: exocytosis; Golgi to plasma membrane transport; intracellular protein localization. The record is from RefSeq and is a predicted model, not a curated record. Gene Ontology annotation, cellular component: exocyst. The transcript is spliced from 2 exons. NCBI's taxonomy places the organism in Eukaryota, Metazoa, Arthropoda, Malacostraca, Decapoda, Penaeidae.